AUGUCACUCCAACAAUACAACAACCGUAUGGGAGACUUGAGAAGAUGGAAUGACUUGUGGGACCCUGUGUCAUUCUGGGAGGCAGACUUGGACUUCCCUUCGGUACGAUCCGGUGCCACCUCAGCCCUGUGGAAGCCAUGUGUCGAUGUUAAGGAGACGGCCAAUUCAAUGAUCAUCCACUGUGAGUUGCCCGGCUUGAACAAGGACCAGAUCCAACUCGAUGUGUCCGAGGGCAAGUUGACCAUCUCGGGUGAGCGCGUCCAGGAGAGCAAGGAGGAGAAUGAGAAGUUCCACCGCAUUGAGAGGUCGUACGGCAAGUUCCAGAGGACCUUCACUGUUCCCGAGAACUGCAACACCAAGGACAUCCAGGCCAAGUUUGAGAACGGUGUCCUAGACAUCUGCAUUCCAAAGUGUGAGUCCAAGCAGAAGCCACAGAAGAUCAUGAUCAAGUAA
Acytostelium subglobosum LB1 is the source of this 453-nucleotide messenger RNA. RefSeq lists its product as hypothetical. The record is from RefSeq and is a predicted model, not a curated record. NCBI's taxonomy places the organism in Eukaryota, Evosea, Eumycetozoa, Acytosteliales, Acytosteliaceae. The transcript has a single exon. Bases 1 to 453 code for a protein of 150 amino acids. Gene Ontology annotation, biological process: protein complex oligomerization; response to heat; response to hydrogen peroxide.